Ostertagia ostertagi is the source of this 303-nucleotide messenger RNA. The record is from the annotation of a GenBank genome assembly. NCBI's taxonomy places the organism in Eukaryota, Metazoa, Nematoda, Chromadorea, Rhabditida, Trichostrongylidae.
AUGGAAGAGCAGUUCAAUAGACGUCAUGGUUCCCGACGCCGCUGUUUCGAUGUCGAUGAUGCUGUCUAUGCAAGGGACUAUCGUGGACCGAAAGACACUUGGACGCCUCAAAUUACUGUCGAACGCCUCGGAAACGCAACUCCAACUAGCUAUGAGGAGAACGUCACUGCCGCCUCGAAGCGGCCGAGAAAGAAAAAGAAGUCGAAGCGAGACAAGAAGAAGAAAAUGCGACAAGGUGAAAGUGCGUCCGCGUGGCGGACGACAUAUCAAGAACACAUAUCAAGAUCUUCAUUCAGUGGUUAG